Molecule: messenger RNA, 6311 nt
Organism: Amoebophrya sp. A25
Lineage: Eukaryota; Dinophyceae; Syndiniales; Amoebophryaceae
Source: the annotation of a GenBank genome assembly
AGUUACUCGCUUAUUUCAGUUUUUCGAAUAAUACUAUCGAGACUUCAUCCGUUCUCAUUUAAAUCGCAUUGGAGGAUGGGAUCUUGUUCCUGCGAAGGGGAUUCAUUUGAGGAAUCCUUUUGUACAGAGGGAGGUGACAAAAAGCUUGGUCGUGCAAAAAAACGGAUAGUGGUCUCUUGACGAGUGUACGAAAUAGCACUGACUUGCAGAGAAAAAAGCGACAAUGCCAAAAUGCUGAUGUUGAGUGAACUUGGUGAGAGAGCGGAAAGGGAAGACGAUGAAAAACAGUUAUUCGAGUUAUUCUUUUCUGAAAAAAUUUCCUUAACAAAAUAUACGUCGAAACCCAUUAAGAGUCAGGACGAUCAGCGCUAGGGACCUGCUAACAACCAAUGUGAAUAGGACAAUGUCGAAGUAGAAUUGAUACAACGACCACGACGGACAAGAGCCGGUCUCCUUGUCUAAACGUCGACAAAAACAUGGCCUCAACAGUCGAGCAAGCUGUGGCUCCUCAGCCUCCUCUGAGAGAGGAAACGGUAACCACAGUUGCGCCAGAAAAAAGCAGUAGGCCAAAGAUAAAAUGGACAGCUGGAGGAGCUUCCAAGCUUGCUGGGGGCUCAGGAAUUGCAGGUGCGGGAGGAAGUGUGUCAACCUCAACAUCGGCGGCUACUAGGAAUGCUGUGAACGGAGCUGCAGGAGCUAAUCCAACAACUACGAGUGCGGCACUGCGUUCGGCUUCUCCUGCACGAUGGGGCACACGUCCCAAGGGAGUUGGGGGAAGUGGCUCUUCAUCUGUAACUACGGGUGUUACAACUACUACAGGAGGUUCUGGCGGAGGAGGUUGUUCUUCUUCUAGUAAAGGUGAUGACUCUGUUUCUUUCAUGAAGGCGAGUAGGAAGGAGACGAGAAAGAGAUUGGAUGAUGAAGAGUUCGAAUCCUUGAAGAAGUUUUUGGAUGAAACGGUGAAUUGUACUAAGGAUGGUACAACUUCUAGAAGUUCUCGAUUACGUAUGCGAGAAGCAAGAAAGUGGGGAGCACCAUCAUCAAAACAUCGUAAAAUGCUCGAGAUGGAUGGGGGCGAAGAAGUAAAGGUGGCACCAUCUAAGAGGGGUGGUGGAAAUAGCAGUGGCAGUAGUUUAACGUCAACUAAACAGGAAAGUAGCACAGGUGGAAGUGAAGGAGGUUCUGAGACAGCAACUAAAGCUGCUCGGGGUCGUGCAGGUACUACAUCAAAAGGUAAGCCUACAACGAUGAAGGGAGCGCGCAUGACCGAGGACUUGAUCGCGCGUUCACUGACAUUCAACACUUCUAGUACGACUGGCGGAAGUUCUUCUUCAUCAGGUGACGGUCUUUCCAAAUCUUUCGCCAACUGUACCCUGAACAAAUCGCAACUUGCAAAUGCGAUUCCGUCUGCUUCUUUAGUCCUCCAGUUUGGCUUUUUCACUCGUAUCGAAGGUCUCGACAAAGCUGCUGCCCCACCCAUGGUGAAUCUUGUCAGGUUAGAUCUCUCUUGUAACAACAUCCGCAGACUUGAGAACCUCUCAACACUCACGAAGUUGCGGGAGUUGCGUCUAGCGAGUUGUGACAUCCGAAAAAUGGAGAAUUUGGAUCAGUUGCAACAAUUAGAGCGGUUGGAAUUGCAGUUUAACCAGAUAACUGCGGUAGAGGGGAUUCGGACAUUGCGGAAUCUGAAGUUGUAUGGCUCCGGUAUUUUUGGUAUAGCCUGAUUUUGAUCAUAAGGGAAAACAAGAAGAGAACCCUUGUGAUCAAAUUCAGGCUACCAAAUACCGGAACCAUUCAGAAGUGCCUGAAUCUGGAGAAGAACAAGAUUGACGCUAGAGGCUUGAGGGUCAGGGAGAAGUUUGAGGAAGUAGACGGCGCGGCAGAACUGGCAGUAGCAGCUGCAGGAGGAAAGAAUGACGAAGAAGACGGUGGAGCUGAUGAGGAGGAAGAAGGAGUUGUCGAAGAAGGCGAGGAGGAUACGAAGGAACAACAGAGUCAGAGUCUUCAAGCACGCAACAAAGCACUAUCCGCUUCUAAGAAGCCAUUCUCCACAGCAAUGGGAACAGGCGUCAACAACCCCGCUAUUGAUAACAUUAAGGCUCAACAACUUUCAGUGGUCACCAUUGAGAUUGGAGUCACUGAGGUCGAAGAGGCGACCCCUUGAGAGAACAGGGGAAAACUAAGGCAAAGGGGAGAGCUUUGAAGGGGGUCUCUUCCGUUCAGAGUCAUGAUGACCAGACUGACUGCGCGCUGAGCUUUAAUAUCAAGAACAAGAAAAACUCCAGCACAGUCUCUUCGACCUCCUCUGCCCGCUCUAGGAAGGUCUUCAAAUCCGUCUUCCCGCCUUCGUUGCAGGAACUACAACUCUCCUACAAUCAGAUCAGCGAUGUGGCGAACUCUUUGCUCUGGUUACGGAACCUGCGUGUUUUGACGUUGAAUCACAAUCGAUUAGGCCAGAUGGAACAUCGAGGAGCCGGAAGAUCUACUGCUACUACAUCUAAUAUUAUGUUGAGGAGUACAUCUAAUUCUAAUAUGUCGAGUAGGUUAAAGGUGCUUUUCUUACCGCUUUUUAUGCCUCUCCCAAGGGAGAAAGGCACAGCAAGCGGGGUAAGCGAGCACCAAAAAACCUAUCUCUAAAUCUAUCGCGUCGAGGAGUUGUUCUGCAUCAUCUUGUUCAACAGGACCUUUCAUUGACCAAGCCGAGACGAACAGUUUUGAUGUAGUGCCUGUAGUCAGAGCAGUAGAUCUAGUUCUAGAUGAGCUUCAAUCGGAAGUACCACGACACGCACAAGACGAUUCUUUCGUUGCCCCGCAAGGAGACGAGGAAGAAGAAAAUCGGCUACAACCUGAAGACGACAUCAAUCUUUCAGAAGGAGGUGAUGCUACCAGUACCACCAGUGGCACCACAUCACGAUCUCGUGCCAACUCUAUGGCGACUGGGUCUACGGCUGCAGCUUCCUCUUCCACUAGUAGGAACGCUAACGUGAACAAGCUGAAGCAACAUACAGCCGCGACUUUGGAGAAGAUGAAUAAGAACAAAAGUUCUAGUAGAUUCUCUGCUAGUUUUGGUGGUGGAGGCGCACCAGGAGGUUCAUCAUCAUCAGCCUCUUCUUCGUCGAUCUUUUCAACAAAGCCUUCUCUUUUAAUUAAGGGUUUCCGAAUUGCAUUCCUCACUACCAUUCCUGACUCUGUUUCUAGUAGAAAAUAAGAGGCCAGGAAUUAUGUGCUGAAGAGUGUAAAAAUUCCGUACCCUCAUCUAAUUUAGGCGAACUUCUGGCCGCGCGUGCGUCCAAACUGCCUUUGGAUCGGGCAUUGCGGAACUUGACGAAGUUGCAGGAACUAGAAAUUGACGGCAAUGGGCUCAGGUCGUUAGGUUUUUUGACGACCGCGAAAUCACCGGGAGAGUUGGGGAUUGCUGUGAAUGGAGGCGCUUGUUCUGCUGGGGAUCAUGUUGUAGUGGUUGGAGCGAUGAAAGCAUCCUCAGCCUCGUCAACCUCCGCAGCUUCCUCCGCUUCUAGCAGUACAACUUCACUUGCUGCAGUUGCAACUGUGACAAGCAGCAGUGCAUCUUCUGUAUUAUCUUCAUCAACCGCACUAGCCUCCGGCGACUUGUCUGCUGGAGGUGGAAACGCUCUAGUCCCUGUUCCCACACUCCCUUCCCUUGUCUCCCUCAGCGCCCAGCAGAACGAGAUCAAAGAUUUGGCUGGUUUUGACAUCUUUAGCACCUGCUCGACUCCUGAGCUUCGUGAACUCUACCUGGCUCACAAUGAGAUUAGAGACUUGCAGAGUAAUCUACCCAGAACAUUGGGAGCUUUGGAGAUCCUGGACGUUGCGGAGAACCCUAUCCCGCAAGAAGAUACGAGCACUAUAGUGGCUGCGCUGGCUGAAGCAUAUGGGGAGACGCUCGCAGAGUUGUAUUUGACACCACCGGGAGGUGGAGGUAUUACGGCAAGAAGAAUCUUCGUAACUCGUUCAACUAAAAUAGAGGACGUUGACCUGCAAUUUUGAUUUGGCACUCAAUCCCUUUGCCUUUGUUUCCCUUAAACCUCAUACCCACCUUACCCGUUUUUAUGUUCUCUAACCUCCGGGGUCUCAGAGGAUUAUUUAAGUUUAUUUUUACCUCUAGUUUCAUCAUCAACUUCAACAGGCUAUUUUCUCUAACGACCCAUUCUCCGGCUUGGUCACGACCAGCGCCACUCCUUCUGCAUCGGCAAGCACGGCAGCUGCCUCCGCGGAAGAUGGAGCUUUUUUUACUACUGUUGACGGGCAAGCUGAUGAGGGCAGUGCGACAUUGUUUCGUGCAGUGAUCACGCAAGGUGAGAAGUUCAAAGCGUUGGCUUUGCUGAACGACGAACCAGUGAGCAUUGUCGCUGCGCCGAAGGAGGUGACUGCAGGAGGUGAGGCGAAUGCAGGCGAGGGUGAAGUGGAAGUUGAUCAGGAUGAAGAGGACGUUGAUUUGGUGUUGGAGGCGGAGGCAUUGAAAAAAUCUAGUAGUGAGCACGGGCAGGAUUCAGAGGGUAAAAAUUCAACUAGUACAGCCGAAGUAGAUCAUGAAAACGCAACCAGGAGUAGAAAGCCCGCGAUACUGAAUUGCGAUCCUUCAGCGUUGUUUGCAGCUGCCCUGGAGGAGACGAAGCCGCUGAAUCAGAUCCUGAUCGAGAACAACAUCGAUGAUGACGCAGCUGCACAACCAUCAUCUUCGAGUCAGAAAGAUGAAGGCAAAAACGCGAAGAAGAACUCGAAGAAUCCAGGUACGACGUCCUCCACUUCGACUACAACCUCUUCCUCAGCACUCCUCCCCACCGCUCCCGUCGACCAGCGUCGGUUCAUGCAGGAACCCGAACUGGAGAAAUUCACUGCUACACUCAGCAACUGUUUCGCUGCUUUCGAAACUGGUCUGGAAGAAAUCUUGUCGGAAUCCACUACCCAAAUGGAGAAGAUGGACCGCGCCCUGAAGAAAAACGAAGAAACUUUGAGGCGAGAGGAGUAUCUACAAGGUCUCAAAUACGAGGCAGACUUGAAAGCGGAGGAAGAGGAAGAAGAGCUAGAGAUCGACGCCCUGUUGGAAAAAGACGCCAAGGCGAUGGAGGAUGUCGCAAAUCAGGAGUUUGAACGAUGGAGACGUGAUUUGAGAGCUGACUUCAAAUUGACGGAUAUGGAGGAAGUAGAAGAAACCGUUGAUGGUGGACUUGGAGAUGGCUUGUUGGGUAGUGGAGCGGCUUCUAGAGAGAAGGGCAGUAGUACGAUGAAAUCGAUCAAGAGCAGGUUUAGUGACGCGAAGCCUACAUCUGUCUCAACUACUAGUACUAGUUCAACUUCAUCCAAGAGAUCUUCAACUCUAUCUGGCAGUGCUUUCUCUUCAUCAUUUCUCAGUACCAUCGAUGAAACAGAUACAAAUAACCCUCCAACGACCGCUAGUACUUCGGCUAGUACCUCAGGAGCACUUGAUCCUUCACCCACAACUUUGUUGGAUGUCAAAGGUGCGAUUUCUAUUGCACCAUCAAAGCCGAAGGAAGAUGCGCCGAUAUUGCAAAUGAGCAGUCCAAGUAAGAAAGGGCGUGCUGCAGCUGCAGGCGCUGGUAUAGCAGGGGGAAUGCGGUUGGCUGAGAGGGUACUUGUUAUAAUUAUAUACUCUUGUGGUUUUGGUUUUCGUUUUGCUUUAAAUAAAUCAAAUACAGCAGGACAAUUAAUAAGGCAACAAGAGCGAAAUCUUUUGAUAUCCUUGCUGAAUGGAUCGUAAUGUCCCAAGGUCGAUCUUCAAUCUCAUCUUUUUCCGAAAUACAGGCCCGAGCUAACCUGAUGAAGAUUAAGCCAGCAUCGAUUGAGGCGCCAACACUUGAACCAAGCAUCGCAGAGGAGCUUGCUCGUACUUCUGUUUUCAUUUCUUCAUGCAGUUGUUUCAAAAGAAAUUAUGAUGUGCAUUAUUUUUGGCAUGUCAUUGAAAAAACCUUCGUUAUUUCCAUCGAUCUCCAGGUAUUCGCAAAGAGCGGCCAACGUCCGGCAUUCCUGCAACAUCAUUGGAGGCUGAAACGAAGUUUUUCUCACCCGCGAAGAAGGCGCCUGUAGUUGCAAUAGAGCCGCAAGGAUUUUCUGUGAUGCCGAAGUCGAUGAAGCUGGAGUCAGAUCAAAGGGAUUGAUCCAUUCUCGCUAUCGCUUUUAAACACCAACACAUUCUUGAGUAAACUUGAGAUAAGAACCCACGCACAAGUUGUAUUAGUACCUCGCAAAGGACAUCAUUCUCAUUCUUUGAUAGCAUCUGGGGAUUUCACUUUCAGUGAGUUCUAGUAGUGACGAAAGCUACUGCUGCAGAC